AAAGAAAAGUUAUUAACAGUGAAGAAGAGGGCGGAGGCCUGCCGGAAAUGUAAUGAACGCAGCUAUUUGCGCUAAUGUUACGGUGUACUCUCCAGAGAUGAGGUUGGGAGGAGCGCCUCUGUGUUUGGGACAUGAUUGAAAAUGCAGCUCAAAACUGAAACGACUCAAUGAAGUAUAAUGCCAGGAUACUGUGACACUGUCAUACUCGUUGACAAUAGUUUACAGACAUGCCGUGGUGCCUAAACACCAAGCGGAAAUAUCGUUUCUAACAAUAAAAUCCAGGCGUCUUCACACAGCCAGAGUGAAAGCCAAACUUUGUAUAAUAUACUUUAAAUCAGUGAGUGCUUUCCUCUUGUAGACACAGACAUCAAAACGAGCUGAUUUCCUCUAGAUCAUGGUAGAUAAUCGGUAUGCCACAGCUCUGGUCAUCGGCUCGGUGCUGAGUCUUCUGGCCACAGUGUACCUGUCUGUGGCUGUGGGGACUCAGCAGUGGUACCAGUACAACAGUCCGCCGGCAAAACAUGAGGGCAGCAACGCCUCCGAGCUCAGAGAGGAGUUCGUCAAUGGAGAGUUUGAUGAGAAGACCUACAGUGACACCAUGUUCCGUCUGAACGGCACUCUGGGACUGUGGUGGAGGUGCAUCCUGGUGCCCAGCCAGUCCCACUGGUUUAAAGAGCCAGAUCCCAAGAUGGAGACCCAGUGUGUGAGCUUCACUCUUCCGCAGCAAUUUAUUCCAAAGUUAAAAAACCCUGGAAACCACAACACUGAGGAAGAUCUGCUGAGAACAUAUCUCUGGAGAUGUCAGUUUCUCCUGCCUCUGGUGUCUCUGGCCUUGGUUUUCCUCAGCGGCCUCGUCGGGGUCUGCGCCUGCCUGUGCCGCAGCUUCACCCCCACCUUGGGUGUGGGGGUGCUCCAUCUUCUAGCAGGUCUGUGCUCUUUGGGCACUGUCUGCUGUUUCUUGGCGGGGGUGGAUUUGCUCCACCAGUACUCCACACCACCAGAAGGGGUGGAGGGCUCGCUGGGCUGGUCCCUCUACCUCGCCCUCAUCUCCUUCCCUCUGCAGAUGAUGGCAGCUGCUUUGUUCCUGUGGGCGGCUAGGAGUCACCGCAAGAACUACACCCGCAUGACUGCUUACAGGGUAGCAUAAAAGAGAAAGAGACUACAGACUGUGCGUACCUUAACACAGCCUACAGGUCUGAGGACUUCAUUACACAUCUUUUGUCUUAUGAAAGGAGGUGAAAUGGAUGAAGUGACUGUAACUUCUCCUCUGUAACAAUACUUUCAAUCGAAAAAAGCAAUUACAUGGUAUCACAAACCUAAAGGCAGGAAUAAACUAAACCGGAUUGCAGCUAUUCAUCAUAAGUGCUCAUAAAUAGGUUUGAUAUCUUUCAGUUGUGUUAUCUCACCUUUUGUUUUUUUAGCAUCUCCAACCUGUAUCUUACCCAAAGCAUGUUCUUAAUGUAUUUUAACACCCAGGUGUUUGGGAUCAUUUGUUAUUUCAGGUUUACCUCUGUUUCUGUGCAGUACUUAAUUGCCUUCUAUUCGGUUGCCAUUGCUUCUAAAGCUGCUCACCACAUUGCCCUUAAAUCAGUAAUGAACGUGCACUGUCACAAAUAACACACCUGCAGUCAUCUAAGUAAGGAUAUCUUUGCUCCAGUGCAUGAAAAAUAUUACACAAGACUAUAUUUUUUAUUUUUGGAUGUUUUUUGUUCUGUUCUAAUUUUGCCUAAUCUUAAAUAUGGAGCCUUUGCUGUGCAUGCCUUCUAAGAUGACAUUUCCAUCAACUGUGGUAAUUGUUGAUUUCUGUCUGUAGUAUGUGUUGACUAAAUGUCACGAAAUGUCACUCACUAAAAAUGUAACCACUCGUCUUCCAUUGUGACCCUUGUUUAUAGAUGUGAUAUUUAUUGACACGAUUAAUUUGAAUGUUAAAAAGAAGAGUUGAUCUGAUGCCACUCGAGCAAACCUGUGACCUCUUUGUGAUGAAAUUCAAAUUUUUCAGCCCCAAAUUAUAUCACUGCCGUUUUA
Messenger RNA from Seriola dumerili (greater amberjack), 2025 nucleotides. It is a transcript of the gene cldnd1b, whose product is annotated as claudin domain-containing protein 1-like. Gene Ontology annotation, cellular component: membrane. Bases 395 to 1147 code for a protein of 250 amino acids. The record is from RefSeq and is a predicted model, not a curated record. The transcript is spliced from 5 exons. Lineage: Eukaryota; Metazoa; Chordata; Actinopteri; Carangiformes; Carangidae.